AGUCGCUCACUGAGUUGUGAUAUGUUUAGUCACCUUUGAAUUCCGAUCCGCGAUACGUUUGCAGUAAUUGAGUUGGAAUUUUCAAACAUUAAAUACUAUAGUGUCAUUGAAGAAAAUUGUUACGAAAAAAAUAAUUUCAUUCUUUGAAAAAUUCAAUUAUUCAUAAUUAAAAAUAUUUAAUUAACAAUAUAAAAAUUUUAAUUAUUAAUAAUUACAAAAAUUUGAUUAUUAACUAAAAAAAAAAAUGUAAUUUUAUUGACAAUUAAAAAAAAAAAUUAUUUUAAUUAUUUAAAAAUCGACUAUUAAGGACAAUAUUUUAAAAAAUAUUUAACCGAUUAUUAAAAAUUCGUAUAUAAAAAGGACAAAAAAAUUUGUUUAAUAUAAAAAAUAAAAAAAAUAAUUAAAAUAAUAAUAAAAAAAAUUAUUAAAUUAAUAAUGAUAAAAAAAUAAUUAAAAUAAUAUUAAUUAUUAAGAAAUAAUUAAUUUUUGAAUAAUAAUAUUUUUGAAAAAUAUUAUUUAAUUUAGAAAGUUUGAAAAGUGGAAAAAAUAAGUUUUCAAGACAUUGUUGAGUGUUUUCGAUAUGGAUCCUUCCUGUUCGCGUGGGCCUUACCUGGGGGGUUAAGGACGAGUGCCAUAAGGUGUGUUGGGGCACGCGACUGGUGGGAGGGUCAGCACGCUCUAGUGAUUCUAUAAACCACCCUCAACAUUUCAGAGCAUCAUCGUUGGUCUUCCGUAGCGGUUCGUUCACACAAAAAAAAAACUCUCGGAAAAAUUUCAAUAUUUUUUUUUCAUCAUCAUUCUCUCACGAAAUUCUUCGAAUAAAAGUGAAAAAAAAAAUUAAUUGUGAACAGUGAAGAGUUUCUAAAAUAUUGUUUAAAAAAAAAAUCAUUUUUUAAAUAAAAUAAAAAAAUAUAUAAUAAAAUAUAAACAGUAGUAAAUAAUAAAAAAAUAAAAUAUAUAAAACAGUGAAUAGAAAAAUAUAAAUAAUAAAUUUUUUAAAACAUUUUUCCAAGAAAACAAAAAAUUUUUAUACAUGAAAAAUAUUCAAAUGAAGAAAGUGAAAUAAUAAUAUUCUGAUAAAAACUGAAAUCGAAAAAAAUAACAAAUGAAAUUAAAUUGGAAAAAUAAAUAAAUUUGGAUUAAAAGGAAAUAAUUUUUUUUUCUUUUUAUUCAACGAUUCUCAUAUAGCUUUUUCAAAAUGAGUGGUUUCAAAAGAAGACAGAGUCGUGUUUUUUGGAAUCAAAUGGCCUCUCACGAUAUGGAGAGUUCGAAAUUUUUAUAUCCGGAAAAUUCGCUGACAAAUAAUAAAUCAAUUAUUGAUGUCACACAAAGUCCAAGGACAAUAUCAAUUCGCGUUGAAUCAUUGUGCGCUGAAAAUUCAAAAAGUUUUAAUGAUGAACAACAAGAGGAUGAUACAACGACAGAUGUCAGCAAUGUGACGGUUAUUAGAGUGGAGCCCAUUUCUCAAAGUAACGAAUCUAGUCAAGCGUCAGAGGGUAAUAGUUCGAGAGAAACUGAGAGAUCAAGGGAAAAUGUUGCUUAUGGUGAAAGAUCGUACAGUCCUGCUAGUCUCGGUCAAAAAAGUCAGGAUUCGGGAUUUUCUGAUUCUGAUAGUUCCUGUGCGGAAGUGGGAAUUUCAGCGACAACACAAAGGAGAAGAAGAAGAAGAAGAAGGGUUAAAAAUCUACAAUCAUGUGAUGUACGUCCAAGAAAUCAGAGACUAAGCUCCCUUUGGAGGGAGAACGAAGCACCGCCAUAUCCAUCUCAUCAUUCAACGCCAAAAAGAUUAUUGCCAAGAUUUAGUGCACAAAUAUUGGAAUCUCCAUUAAAUACAUCAUCAUGGGAUUCAUCUCAUCUCGAAAGAGAGGAAGAUGAGGAAACAACGAAAUAUCCUUCAAUGGAUUCCUCAUCAUUGGGCGAUUUUCUCUUUGCAACGGAACCACCUGAGGAUUCAAUACCAUCGACUUCUUCAUCUUCUUCUUCUUCUUCUUCUUCUUCGGGUUCCGGUUGUGCAAAAUCAUUAACUCAUUCAAAUGAUUCAAAAAGAAAUGCAACGUGUUUACAUUUCAAACAAUUGGCACCAGUGAAUGCAUGGUUAAAUAAUUUAAUUCACGAAAUUGAUGACGAAUGUGGUGUGACGCUACAAAGUAAAGCACUACCAAGACGACAAGUUGAAGAUUUCAUUGGUGAAGAAUUACAAACAAGAGACUUAAAAAUGUUGACUGCCUCAGCAACAACGGCAGCGACAAAAUUACUUUUGCGCGCUGAAAAAUUCGAUCAUCACUAUCAAACUGUAUUUGACAAAAUUUCCCAUCUAACGAAUGCAAGAUCAGAAACAGAAUUGUUGCAAUCAAUAGAAGAGGAUGCAUUUUCUGUUUUAUUGGAACUUGGCGCUCCUCCACCACGGAGAAUUCACCAAGGAAGCCUUAGAAGUAUUAUCUCUCAAUUGGAAAACCUUAAAGAUGUUGUGGACUCUGUUCUAAAUACGAGACUCGACUUUUAUGUUGAAAGAGUAGUACGCGGUCUUGAGGAAGCACCAUCAGAAGGAGGAAGUGCAGCACGCGGUGCAUUAGCUGCAUUAACUGCAUUAGGAAUGUCUGGACCACGUGCCGGAAGUAGUAUUGCACGUUGUUCCGGUGUUAGAACAUUAUUGACUUCAUUAAUUUCAUCAUCUCGUUUAACAAGUGAUUUACGUUGUUCAUGCCUACGUGCAUUGGCAAGUGUUUGUUGUUGUCCGGUGGCAAUUGAAAAAUUUAUUCACGAAGAUGGACCGGAAAUACUUGUUGAUUUUCUUGCAACUGAAUUACGUCCGGAAAUGGAAAAAAUGGAAGCAGCCGCAUUAGUUGUACAAAUAACAGCGCCUUGGACAAAUGCCUUGGGACUUUCACAUCUUGAGGCUUUCGCCGAGACACUUGUGGACGCAUUAACCAAAUUGGCGGAGAAAACUGUUUGCAGCCAAACUCUUUUACUUGCUGCCGCUGCACUUAAUCAUUUAUCUAAAUCAAGAAAAUGUGUCACUGCAAUUCUUGAGCUUGACGCUAUUAAAAAAUUAUUGCAAUGCGUAAAAAAAGCACCCGGAGGAAAUGUUUGGCUGAUGGAACAGGUGGCGUCUCUGAUUGGAGAAGUCGCUCGCAUUCCAGAAGCUCGUGAACAUCUUGCAGAGGCAAGAGCAUCCGUUGCCCUCGUUUGCUUUCUGAGAAUGCGUCCUCCUGGUUUGGAAAAUGCUUAUCAGAGAUUGGAAAAAACAGCAGCGGCCGCACUCACAAGACUUUGUGUCGAUCCUAAAAUUGCAAGACAAGUUGUCGCUGUCGGUGGAACGGAUUGUCUUCCUUCAUAUAAUAUUGAGGAUUUUCCAUCUGACGACGAGGAUCAAGAAAUUUGUCUUCUUAAAUAUACAAAAUCUCUAAGACUAGCUUGCCGAAAAGCUGCUCAACAAAUUGAUGUUGCCAAGUCCCAUGACUAUGCAAUUGGCUAAGGGAAUUUUUUUUUUUUUUUUUAAAUUGUCUAAUCUGUUAAGUAUUAAAAAAGGAUACCUUAAAUAUUAAAAAAAAAAAAAAUUA
This is a messenger RNA of Leptopilina boulardi, 3560 nucleotides long. RefSeq names its product protein inscuteable homolog (gene insc). Gene Ontology annotation, biological process: regulation of asymmetric cell division; apical protein localization; asymmetric cell division. Gene Ontology annotation, molecular function: cytoskeletal adaptor activity. Gene Ontology annotation, cellular component: apical cortex. The record is from RefSeq and is a predicted model, not a curated record. The transcript has 6 exons. NCBI's taxonomy places the organism in Eukaryota, Metazoa, Arthropoda, Insecta, Hymenoptera, Figitidae. The coding region runs from base 1199 to 3475 and encodes 758 amino acids.